AUGCUUGAGGAUACUGGUGAAAAUUUUGAUCACACUGGGCAAGAUGAAUUCGAGGACAAUAGGAUGAUACCAUGGUCAAAGAAAGUUAACUUACCACAAACAACAUAUAGAGCAACAUUAGUUGGGUUAUUUAUUGGAUCUAUAGUCUUAAUUUCUAAUUUCCAAUUUGGCUUACAAACUGGCUGGGUUUCUAUGAUGUCCUUACCUUCCGCACUAUUGGGGUUUGCUAUUUUCAAGAUGUCUCCAUAUUCUAGAACAUUCACGGACACAGAAAAUGUUUUCGUCCAAAGUGUUGCUGUUGCAGUAGGGACAGGACCCCUAGCAUAUGGAUUAAUAGGAAUUAUACCUGCGAUUGAAAAGUUCUUAACAGAAGAAGAAUCGGGAUUGGGAAUCAAGUUGCAAUUAUCUUUAUCACAAUUAAUGAUAUGGUCUACAGGCUUAGCAUUGUUUGGUGUUUUUUUUGCUGUUCCUUUAAGAAAGCAAGUUAUAAUAAACGAAAAAUUACCAUUCCCAUCAGGAAGUGCUACUGCGACUUUGAUAUCAGUAUUGCAUGGAACGGAAGUGUACAAUGAAGAUAAGAUACUUAUGGAGAACGAAGCUAUUGAUAAUUCUAAACAAGUUGACGCACCCGAAGCUCUUGUAAACUCCUCGGGAAAUAUUAUGAAUACUGUGACGACAUCUGAUGAACUAAAGAAAUUGAUUGACGAGGAAUCUUAUAAAUCGAACGUCAAUUCCCUAUUAUACACAUUUUCAGUAUCAGCAAUAUAUACAUUGCUAACAUAUUUCGUUCCUAUAUUGAGAAACUUGCCAAUAUUUGGUUCAUAUCUUUCUAAGAAUUAUAAAUGGAAUUUCCAACCGUCGCCUGCAUACAUUGGACAGGGCAUUAUAAUGGGGUUACCAACUGUUUCCUACAUGCUAUUUGGUGCUAUACUAGGAUGGGCUAUAUUAGCACCUCUUGCUAAAUAUAAAGGAUGGGCACCUGGCGAAAUUGACAACUGGGUCAGUGGAGGUCAAGGAUGGAUCUUAUGGAUCAGUUUAAGCGUCAUGAUAAGCGAUUCAGUAGUUUCAUUUAUGGUAGUUACCUGUAAAUCGUUGUCCAGUGGAAUAUCUAGUGCAAGGGAGUUUAACAGAAGAAGAAAUCUUCAUUAUGAAGGAAAUGUUGAAAUGCAGCAGUCAUUAUUGGAGAAUGAACAAUCAGAGCUGGAGUCUUAUGAAACGGGGAGCGAUGAUUACAUGUCAGAAUCCAGAAUAUCACCUUUGAACAUACCCGAGGAGAUUGACGUGGAUCCGCAGCACCUAGUUAGUUCAAAGAUAACCUUACUCGGUAUAAUAAUUUCUUCUGUCGUUUGUAUUGUUGCUGUCAGAUUAGUAUUUGGUUCUAUUAUUCCAUAUUACGCUACAAUAGUUGCAAUAAUUUUGGCACUUUUUCUCUCUGUUAUGGGCGUAAGAGCCCUCGGCGAAACUGACUUAAACCCAGUCAGUGGUAUUGGCAAGCUUUCGCAAUUACUUUUCGCAUUGAUUAUUCCUUCGGAUCAUCCAUCCAAAAUUUUGAUCAAUUUGGUUGCAGGUGGGAUUGCUGAAGCAGGAGCACAACAAGCGGGAGAUUUAAUGCAAGAUUUGAAAACUGGUCAUUUAAUAGGAGCUUCACCUAAAGCCCAGUUUAUUGCUCAGUUAAUAGGAACGGUAUAUUCUGUAUUUUUGAGCAGUGUGAUGUAUAAGGUGUAUAACAAGGUUUAUCAAAUACCGAGUGAUUUAUUCAGAGUUCCAACGGCUGUUAUCUGGAUUGAUUGCUCGAGAUUAGUCACUGGUGAUGGUUUGCCUCCAAAAGCAUUUGAAUUUUCUAUUUUUUUUGGGCUUAUUUUUGCAGUUAUUUCUUUGGCUAAGAAUAUUAUGCCAAGUACUUCAAAGCUUUACAAAUAUUUAGUUUACCUACCCAAUGGAGUGGCAGUUGGUAUUGGAAUUUAUAAUACACCUAACUUUACAAUUGCAAGAUUUAUUGGCGGUGUGCUAGCAUACUGGUGGAUUAAUCACAAGCCUCAGUCACAAAGUGGUUCCGAUAACAAGAUUGGGAUGAUAAUAUUUAGUAGUGGUUUGGUUUUAGGAGAGGGCCUUUUGAGUGGAUUUACUAUGAUAUUGACAAGCCUAGGUGUUCAUCAUUUUUAG
Molecule: messenger RNA, 2163 nt
Organism: Debaryomyces fabryi
Lineage: Eukaryota; Fungi; Ascomycota; Pichiomycetes; Serinales; Debaryomycetaceae
Gene: OPT8
Product: Opt8p
Exons: 1
Coding region: 1-2163 (720 amino acids)
Cellular component (GO): fungal-type vacuole membrane
Molecular function (GO): oligopeptide transmembrane transporter activity
Source: RefSeq, a predicted model, not a curated record